Molecule: messenger RNA, 1922 nt
Organism: Octopus sinensis (East Asian common octopus)
Lineage: Eukaryota; Metazoa; Mollusca; Cephalopoda; Octopoda; Octopodidae
Product: arg8-vasotocin receptor-like
Exons: 3
Coding region: 498-1670 (390 amino acids)
Biological process (GO): G protein-coupled receptor signaling pathway
Cellular component (GO): membrane
Molecular function (GO): G protein-coupled receptor activity; peptide binding
Source: RefSeq, a predicted model, not a curated record
UCUGAAGGUACACGUGCUUUUACUACAGUGAAUCAGCUGGAACUGUCGCGCGAAAUAUCCAGACGGUUCUAAUAAUCUGCUAAUAGUACACAUAAUGAAAAUAGUUUGAUAAGGUAGAAUGAAAAAAAACUGAGCUGGUGAGAAAUACAGACAGCAGGGAAGAGAAAGGAAGAAAUAAGGAGUGAUAACCACAUUUAUCUGAUAUAUUAAAGUGGCAGAUAAACUUCGCUCCGAAAUAUAAACACACACACAACAACCUGCUUCCACACAGAGAAAGACAGAAGAGAAGGAAACACAAGCAUUAAAUGCGAAUGGAUAAUUCUUAGACAUUAAGAUUAGCAACAAUAGUAGUUGGAACAGCAUGGGACAGAGAGAACGAGGAAAUAGUAAUCAAAUAGAAUCAAUGGACCAGUAUUAAAUCAGCUGAUGAAAGUUGAAUCUACGAAAUCUUCACACUGCCAAUCAAAAUAAUACUACUACUUCCGAUUAUUAUCAAGAUGACUGAACUAAAUGAAUCAUGGAACUAUAAGAAAUGGGCAUCUCUAUCCUACACUACCAUGAGUAUAUCUGAAAAUGAUCAACAGAGUUUUAAUAAAUCAUCAGCCGAAAGUGUUCAUGAUAAAGCUUAUUCAAAAACUUUGCGGCUCACAUGUCUCUAUAUAAUGAUAAUCGGAGGUAUAAUUGGGGGAUUUCUUUUGUUAAUAUGGGUGAAAAUGAACCGUCGAUGGAAGUCUCGAAUCAAUAUUCUAAUUCUUAACCUUUCAGCUGCUGACUUAUCUGUCAUUUUCUUUGCUUGCACACCACAGUUGGUAUGGGAAUAUGUUGACCGUGAAUGGUUUGCAGGUGCUUUCAUGUGCAAACUCGUUAAAUUUAUGCAGAGCUUUUCUAUGAUGGCCAGUACAAACAUGUUAAUUGUUAUUGCAUUGGAUCGUCACCAAGCAAUUAGAGCUCCCCUACGAAAGCCUAUAACGAUCUGGAAAAUGGCUGGACUGGGCUGGAUUGUUGCAGCACUUACAUCCUUACCAAUGUUAUUUGUAUUUGUACUCGUUGAACGAAAUGGACAAAAUCGUUGUGAGAAUACCUUUCGAAACAAACCAAAAUUACACCGUCAGAUAUUUCUUACUUAUGUAGCAUUUGUGGUCUUCUUUAUACCGUUGAUAUUGUUAAUCCUGUUCUACGCAAGAAUAUUUCUCAAAAUAGCUCAAAAGGCAACAGAGAAUCAAUCUUGUAACAAUGCUACAAACGGAAAACCUGGAAAAGUACAUCUACAAAGCACUAAGUCAAGCUCUCUUCCGAAAGCAAAAAUCAAGACUUUGAAAAUGACGCUUGUUAUUGUGUCUAUGUAUAUUAUUUGUUGGCUACCUUAUUUUACAGCUGAGAUGAUAAUGUCUUAUGGAAACCAUAAAAUUAUAUCUCCCACUUUAUAUUCCAUUUUAGGUGGUAUUGCACCGAUUAAUUCGGCAGCUAACCCAUAUAUAUUCCUCAUGUUUAGUGUUAAUUAUAAAACACUUAAUUGUCCAAAAUGGAGAAGAGUUACUUAUACAAAUCCAGAUUCUACUAGAUCUCAUUUCAUAAGUUCAAGCCGUAUUGAGAAGUCAGAUUCUUAUAAAGAACAAUACGCAAAGGGGUGUCCCACUAUCACAGUAGAGAUGACAACUUUGGAAAAUUAGACAACAAUAUAAUUGUAGCUGUCUUAUAUCAAACUAGUCACAAAUUCCAAUAUAUUUAACAAGUGCGUGUAUGUGUAUGUGUGCUUGCGUGUGUGUCUGAGUGUGUGAGUAUGUAUAUAUGUAUGCAUAUAUAUAUAUGUGUGUGUGUAUAUAUAUAUAUAUGUGUAUGUAUGUAUGUAUAUAUAUAUAGAGAGAUCGAUUUACAUCUCCAUGCACAUUUCACUCAUUUACAGAUAAAAUUUACAUGUUCAA